GAACUGCCGACACGGGAAGGAUUUUGGUAGGGUUCUACCCACAAACAUUGCUCCCCUCCUUUCUCGGCACGGUGGCGGCGUCGCUUGAUCGCCUCCGGCCUAUUCCCCCACUUCUGCUCGCGAGACGGAGAGAUUGGCCAUGAGGGACCUCCACCUCUCGCUGAACCAGACCCAGCGGGUCCGCCUCGAGGCGGCGCUCCACGAGCUCCAGUCCCUCACGCCUGCCGCAGCGUCUGCCGCCGCCGUCACCGUCGCGGACACCAUCCCCGUCAACCAGGAGGACAACAUCCUCAAGGGGCACGGGACGUCGGACCAGGACGGGGAGGUGGUGGCGACGCUCUGCGGGGUGGUGGAGCGGGUCAACAAGCUGGUCUACGUCCGUACUCUCCGGGCGAGAUAUAAGCCAGAGGUUGGUGAUAUCAUAGUUGGCCGUGUCAUUGAGAUUGCUCCUAAGCGCUGGAGGUUGGAGAUAAAUUUUAGCCAGGAUGCUGUGUUGAUGCUUUCUUCCAUGAAUUUGCCUGAUGGCAUUCAGAGAAGGAGAACUGCUGUUGAUGAACUUAAUAUGCGGAGUAUCUUUGAGGAAAAUGAUGUUAUCUGUGCUGAAGUUCGUGGUUUCCAACAUGAUGGAUCUCUGCACCUACAAGCAAGGAGUGAAAAGUAUGGAAAGCUCGAGAGGGGUCAAUUGCUAACAGUACCUCCGUACUUGGUUAAACGAAAGAAGCAGCAUUUCCAUCAUCUUGCGCAGUAUGAUGUCGAUUUGAUUCUUGGUUGCAAUGGAUUCAUCUGGGUAGGUGAGCAUGUUGUGGUGGAUGAAAAAGUUAAAGCGACAGAAGAUCAGCAGAAGUCCAGCGAUGAAGCAGAGAAUUUCACCCCACUAGAAACAAGGAAGCAUAUUUGCCGACUUGCCAAUGCUGUGCGUGUACUUUCAGCCCUAGGAUUCACUUUGACUGUUGAGCUGAUAAUUGAGACAGCAGAAGCAAGUGCAUCAUCAAAUGUUGAGGUAAACGACAUGCUUGGGGCUGAAUUUUACGUCCAGACUGCUGAGAGGGAGGCUAAGCGUCGAGCUGAUCUGCUGAGAAAGAAGAAUGGGGCAAGGUAAGUGGGUAAUGCCUUGCAGAUUCUGGCUGCCUGAUUUGCAGAGAACAGUGCUUGACACGCAGCAGUGUCCGAUCCGUAAGUGUAGCAGUGCUUAUCGUGUGAUAUUUUCAAGGGAAAAUACAUAAUCAAGUUCUAUGUACACCAAACAGAGCAGCAAAGAUUUACGGAGUGCUGCCCCACUCCGGUGUGCAUUCGAUGAGGUGCCAGCAAUGUAGUCUAGCAGAUCUUUAAUCCGUUUGUUGAUUUCAUUUGACGUGCUUCCUGGGCUACAGUAAGAUGAAUUGUGAGUAAACAUUUCCAUGUUUGUCUGGGAAGUAUGUAACAAGUUCGUUUCUCCUAUGUAUGCUAUAAAUUGAUAUGAAAAACUAUUCCUGGUCCUGCCUGGCAAUUGAAGGCGAUUGUAAAUUCAGAUAUCUUA
Setaria italica (foxtail millet) is the source of this 1516-nucleotide messenger RNA. Its product is annotated as exosome complex component RRP4 homolog. Gene Ontology annotation, biological process: poly(A)-dependent snoRNA 3'-end processing; U4 snRNA 3'-end processing; CUT catabolic process. Gene Ontology annotation, molecular function: RNA binding. The coding region runs from base 140 to 1099 and encodes 319 amino acids. The transcript is spliced from 7 exons. Gene Ontology annotation, cellular component: nuclear exosome (RNase complex); cytoplasmic exosome (RNase complex). The record is from RefSeq and is a predicted model, not a curated record. Lineage: Eukaryota; Viridiplantae; Streptophyta; Magnoliopsida; Poales; Poaceae.